GGAUCCGUGGACAAGCUGCCCGCCGUGGCGGACAAGCUGGUGCAGGUCAAGAACAACCUGUCCGAGGACGCGGCGAAGGCGUACCAGGCCUUGCAGAUAGCCUUGCAGCGCCACAGUGACCCCCACGGAGCGAGCUCGGUGAAUUUUGAAAAGAUGUUCUACGACUGUCUCAGUGCCGUGUUCCCUGAGGCGUGGGACGUGCAGGCAAGACAGAUAGGUGGCCAGAACCAGUGGGAGGUCACGGUGGACGGAGGCCCGCCCAUGUACUGUUCGGUCCGGCUGGAGGUCUUAAGCGAAGACUCUGGCUUCCUGAAGAACUUGAAAGAGAAGGCUCGGGUGGUGAAGGACACGCUGCUGGAGGACGAGGGAAAGUGGAAGCGCACGCUGCAGCCAGAGUACGGCCUCUUUUCCAUGGACAAGCUGUCCCAGUUCGAGGAGGAGUGCAGCCAGCGCUGCUCCCAGGAGAGCGCCGGGGCCUCCAGGUAUGGCCGGAACCAGCACCAGUGGGUGGAGCGCGGCGCUCUCUGCCAAAUUUGCAAUCGGUCGAAGAACGACGACUUGCUGAACGGCCAGCACAUGUGCGUGGUCUGCGCCACCUUCCAGUGCACUGAUUGCCGCUACUCGUGGACGUCACACCAUGGCCGGCUGAAGCCGGACGGGUCGACGUUGAUGGGCCAGCAGUGCAUGAAGUGCAGGGGCAGGGGCUCCUCCGUGGAGUGGCGCGUGGUGAACCGCCAGGAGCGGGAGUACGAGCAGGACCGGAGAAACAAUCGAGAGAGCAAGGGCGCGCACCAGAACGAGCUCUGCGAUGCGUGCCGCGAGUUCGGCAACUGCACGGGCGUGUUCUACGACCCUUUCAUUCUCACAACGGCUCUGCAGAUCGUCAGCGGGUCGGACGUGACCUGGAAGGCAUUCAGCGCGGAGAUGCCUGAGCUGCUUGUUGCGGACAUGCCCACGCACCCCGACCUGCAGGUUGUCCUGCAGCCGCACGUGUACGUUCCCAACGACGACUCCAGGGACAAGAGCGAUACGGCGGCGGGUACGGCGGGUACGGCGGCAGAAAUGGCAACAGAGGAGGCGACAGCUACGACACCAGGGGCGGCUACGACGGCUACGACGCCGACCGCUCCUCUGUUCGCAGGAGAGCGCCAAGGGCGGCGGCGGCAAGGGCGGCGGCGGGGGCUGGCAGGAGGGACGGACAAUUAUUCGAGCUACGUGGCGCCGCCGCUGCGCUCGUCGGACAGGCCCACCGGCGUCGUAAAGGACGAGGCCGCCUUCCAGCGCUACCUCAGCCGACCAGCUCAAGGCUGGCGGUGCCGACACCUCUGGUGGCAGAGUACUCUUCGGAUGGCACUCGUGCGCGUGGGCGCGACUUCUGUGGAGCGGAGGCUCCUGUCUGGGUUGCCGCCGACGUGGCAGGCGGCGUACCUGCACUUCGCGGUGGCGCUCGGGCUCGCCGUCGGGUCGCAGUGGAUGAUCAACGCCGUCAAGGUGUCCGUUUUCUUCGAGCAGUGCGGUGCCUCUCGCGAGCCGACCGCAAAGUCGUUGGUGCCCGUGGCCCUUUUCCCCCUCGUCUUCUUGUACAACGUCCUGGUCAGCACGGUACGUGACGUGAAGCGGCUGGUUCUUAUCAUUUGCGGCGUGUACUCUGUUGGGUACGCGGUCAUCGCAGGCGGCUUCCUGCUCGAGGCAGAAGGCGUCGGGCCAUCGCUGGCCUGGGCGCUCUUCCUCCUGACGGAGACCAAGGCCGCCCUGCUGCCCUCGAUGCUGUGGUCCGUCAUCCACGACGUGUCGCCUCCGGAGUUCGCCAAGAAGGCGUGCCCGGGAGGUCUUCGGUGGCGACUCGGCGGCCUCGCGGGCUCCGCGUGCGCCACCGGCGCCGCCGGGCUCGGCGGCGCCCCGGGCCUGCUGCUGGGCCAGGCCGCGGCGCUGCUGGCGGCCGCCGCCCUGGCCUGGGGGGGCUGCACGCGCGCCGCCGCGGCCAGCGCCCUCCCGGCCGUCGCGGGGGAGCGCGUGCGGGAGAGCCCUCGGCAGACACGCUGGAGCAGCCCGGCCAGCCCAUACAUACGCCCCAGCCAGCCCGGUCCAGCCCAGCCGGCCGGCCCAGCCGCCGACAGUGGAGUUGCCCGCGCUGGGCUGGCGGAGCUCGCUCGGCUGCAGGUCUACAGGGCUGUCGAGGGGCUGCCGCUGAUCUUCUCGAAGCCCUACGUCGCUAUGGUGGUGUGGGUAUCCUCGGCUCACCUGGUGCCGCGCAUCAUGAUGGAGUACCAGAGCAGCGUGCUGAUCGCGAAGGAGAUUCCCGACAAGGACGCGCGGAUCUCGGCGCUCGGCAGGGUCUCCCUCGCCUGCAAUGUGUGCUCCGUCCUGAUGGGGCUCGUCGGCACUCGAUCCAUCGUGGAGCGCCGAGGUGUUGGCUCGGCUUUGCUUCUGCUGCCGCUCGUGACCAUGGUCUCGUACUUCACGAUCAGCCUGCGCUAUGAGUGCUGGGUCGUCCAGGCCGUGAUGGUCAUGAUCAACACCGUGGAGCACAGCCUGAACGGUCCCUGCCGCGAGCUGCUGUACGUCAGAACUUCGCGCGACAUCAAGUACAAGGUAAAGAGCUGGAGCGACAUCUACGGGAACAACCUGCAGAAGACUCUGGGGGCGCAGCUCAACCUCCACGUCAACAGGGAGCUCCCGGAGUGCCAGCCCUCCUGCUUCAACAGGACCGACCGCCACGCUCAGCAUCGUGGGCGCCUGGGUUGCCCUCUGGGUGAGCGUGGUGCGCCCGCUUGGGAGGAGGCACGCAGAGCUGGAGCGCCAGGACGGCAAGGUCAGCUGAGAGGCACGCCUAGCUCUGGAGCGCCAGGGCGGCAACAAAAAGUGAGAGCACGAUGCUUCGGCCUCAGGACGUUCGACGCAUGUGCACAAACUUACGACCUGUGA
This is a messenger RNA of Prorocentrum cordatum, 2925 nucleotides long. NCBI's taxonomy places the organism in Eukaryota, Dinophyceae, Prorocentrales, Prorocentraceae. The record is from the annotation of a GenBank genome assembly.